UUCCCUUUCCAUUUUAAUUUUUUUUUUUUUUUUAGUACACGCCCCAAGAACAUUCCGCCUCAAAACAACAUUUUUCUUCUACUGUUUGCUGCUGCCGCCAUUGGAUUGAUUACUCUCUUUACUCAAGUAUAUUUCAUCCUACUUCUCCAAAAACAAGACUCCAUCUUCAAUGGCCAAAAGACGAAAGCUGCAGCACCCAAAAGCGCCGCAGCGGCCUGCUGCCCGGCCGCAGCAAAAAGACCACGGCCCGUCAAAGAAGAAGCCCCUCCAACCCGCAAAGAAGCAACAACACCGCCAGCAGCAGCACGACGAGCCCGUGAUCCCCUUCAGCCCCAACGACCGCAUCCUGCUGGUGGGCGAGGCUGAUCUGAGCUUUGCCGCCUCCAUCAUCCAGCACCACCGCUGCACAAACGUCACCGCAACCGUCCUCGAAAAGGACCACGCCGAGCUGGUCGAAAAGUACCCCGCCGUGGAUACCAACAUUGCCGUGGUCAACCGCCGCCCGGACGCCGAUGCUCCUCCCACGAGCCCCAGCCACGGCGCCGAGUCUGCCGCCGGCAAGGACGGUCAAUCGGACGUAGACGAGGCCGCCGAGGACAGCUCUGCAAACUACGAUUCUGAAGACGACUCACAGGCAGAGAAGCCGAGGCCCGUUGCCGUCAACAACAAGCUCGUCUACAACGUCGACGCCACAAAGUUCCCGUCCUCCAUCGCCCGCACCCCCCACGACCGCAUCAUCUUCAACUUCCCCCACGUCGGCGGCAAAUCCACAGACGUUAACCGCCAAGUCCGCUACAACCAAGAGCUCCUCGUCUCCUUCUUCCAGCGCGCCCUCGCCUCGCCCGCCGCGCCCCUCGCCCGCGGCGGCUCCAUCAUCGUCACCCUCUUCGAGAGUGAGCCCUACACCCUCUGGAACAUCCGCGACCUCGGCCGCCACGCGGGGCUCCAGCUCGAGCGCAGCUUUCGCUUCCAGGCGGCGGCUUAUCCGGGCUACCACCACGCGAGGACGUUUGGCGUCGUGAGGAACAAGAAGGGAGAGGAGAGCUCGGGCUGGAAGGGCGAAGAUCGACCGGCCAGGAGCUAUGUGUUUAUGAGGAAGGAGGAGAUGCAAGAUCAGACGAAUAAGAAGAAGAGGAAGCGAGGCGGUGACGAUUCUUCGAGCGACGAGGAUGACGACUAACUAACUAAUGCCAAGAAGGCCCCCCCGUCUUGGCACUGUAUAUAUUUGAUGGGCUAUAACACAUGCAUACGUACAUAUGUACAAUUUCAAGUGGAGACUUUUUAGACGAUAUCCAUGGCAACCUGGGCAAU
Trichoderma asperellum CBS 433.97 is the source of this 1311-nucleotide messenger RNA. RefSeq lists its product as uncharacterized. Gene Ontology annotation, molecular function: rRNA (uridine-N3-)-methyltransferase activity. Gene Ontology annotation, biological process: rRNA base methylation. NCBI's taxonomy places the organism in Eukaryota, Fungi, Ascomycota, Sordariomycetes, Hypocreales, Hypocreaceae. The record is from RefSeq and is a predicted model, not a curated record.